AUGAAAAUGGAAAUAAUGGGUGAAAGUCAAAUUAAUGAUAAAAUAAAAGUUUUAAAUGUUUUUCAGAAUGAAGAGAUAGUAGAAAAUACGGAAAAACAACAAAUUUCUAAUAAAUUUGAAUUUGAAAAAGGAAUAAUACGUAAUGCAAUAGUUUCAACAAAUACAAGUAAAUUUUCAAAAUUGAAUGAAAAAGAAAGAGAUAAAAAAAAUUGUAUUAUAUUUCGUGAGCAAUGUGAAUACUGUUUAGCGAAUUACUCAAUAAGUGGAAACUUAAUUUUAACAAAAGAAUCCUUAUUAUUUGAACCAGAUUUAAGAGAUAAAAAUGUUAUUAUUAAUGGAUUUGGUACAUAUCAAAUAUUUAUUGAUUUGUAUGAUAUUUACGAAUGUGCUCACAUUGUAGUACCGACUAAAGAUACUUAUUUAUGUAAUAAUGAAGAAACAUGUGGAUUUAUUCAAGUUUUAUUAAAAAGUAUAUAUAACAGAAUAUGUGAUGAUUCAGGGAAUAAAAAAAAUAGUGGUAAUAUUAAUCCUAAUAAUGAUAGUAACAGUAAUAAUACUAAUAAUGAAGUUAGUAAACAAAAAAGUAUAUCAUACUAUAAAUAUAUAAGCAAAAGUUUAUCUUUCGUUUAUAAUCUGGCCCAUCCAUUAGUUCAAAACGCAUCAUUUAAAGAUUUUAAAAAUGACAAAAGUAAAAAAAGUGACUCAGCAGAUUCAUCUACUGGCAUGUCAAAAAUAAGUGAAAAAAAUGAAAAUGAAGAAAAUGCAUUAACAAAAAAAAAAAAAAAUAGUUUCAUUAAUUUUGAUAUAUAUUCAAAUUGUAAUAUUAUAGAUCAUUUACAUGAUAGUGAUUUAAAAAUUUAUCAAAAAAUUAAUGAAACAAAUUAUAGUAAUGUUUCUUCAUCUCACCCAAUUAUAACAUAUAAAAACAAUUUAAAUUUAGUUAAUUCUGAUUCCUCUUGUAAAGAAGAUAACUCUAGUAAUAAUGGAAAAAAAAAAAAUAAUUUAUAUAAUUUAACAGAAGAUGGGAAGUUGGAAAAUGGAUUUACACAAAAUGAAUUAUUAAAAAAUGAUAAUGAAGAAAAAAUAGUACAGAGAAAUGAAGACCAUCUUGAACAUGAUAUAAAUGAUAAAUAUAAUUUAAACAAAAGUGAAAAUAAUGAAAGUAUAAAUAGGACUAAUUUAGAAGAAAAAAAAAAUUAUACAUUAAAAGAUAUAUCAUUGAAGAAUGAUAAUAUAAUUCAAAAUGAUAAAAACAAUUUAGAUAAAAUAGAAAAAGAAGAAAAACUCUCUUCGCAUGAAAUAAAAAACUCUAUUUCUAAUAAUAAUAAUAGAAAUAAAAUUUCUUCUGAUAUACAUAAUAAUGAUUCAGAUAAUAAUACAAAUAAUAUUUCUAAUGACUCGUUAAAUGAUGAUAAUAGUUUAAAAGAAAAUUUGAAGAACAAAUUGGGAACAGAUAUAGAAAACGAAAUAAAUAAGAGAUCACAUAAAAAAUAUGAAGAAAAAAGUUUUAUAUUAUUUAGGUUUUUUAAUAAUAAUAAAGCAUAUGAAACAACAACUAAAAUAAUUAAGGAAAUUGAUGAAGUUAGAAAAACUGAAAAUAAAAUAAAAAAGACAAUAACUUCAGUACCAUUUACAUCUAAUGAGCUAUUAAGAUGUAUUAUUGAGCAAUCUUUAAAAACUAAUGAAUCAAAAAAAGUAGAAAAGUCUAGUUCAUUAAAUGAUAAUAAAGAUCAAAAAUAUCAAGUAAUAGUUCCAAAAUUAGAGUAUAUUAAUGGUUCAGUCAAAUUAUUAAAUAAACAAAUGACUAAACAGAUAAACUAUUAUUUACCACCAACAUUAAGUAUUAAGAUAUGGAAAUUAGCAUUCUGUUCAAGUAUUCACGGAGUAUCAUUUAAAACAUUAUAUAGAAGUGUUUAUAAUAAAGGAAGUGUAAUUUUAUUAAUAUAUGAUAUGGAUAAUGUAUUGUUUGGAUAUUUUUUAGAUAAAUUACAUUGUGAUAAUUGCUAUUAUGGUUCUGGAGAAAACUUUUUAUUUACUUUCAAAAAUUCUGAUGAUAAAAAAAAAGAAAAUAAUAAUAACAUUACAAAUAAUAUUAAUAAAGAAUAUAUAAAGGAUUCAUAUAAUUAUCCCAUUGAUGUUGCUUCAGAAAAGACCUUUGAAAAAAUAGAAAAAAAUGAUUUUUCUAUAGAAAAAAAUAAUAACACGAAUAGACAAGAUAAUGAUUCUGAAAAUAAAAAUUUAUAUGUUAAAUUAACUGGUCACUUAGAAAAUAAUCUGAAAGAAUCAAUUAAACAAUAUCCUAAUCAAGAAUUUAACUCUAGUUCUAAUAAUUAUUUAAAUACAUCGGAUGCUCAUAUAACUAAAGAAUCUAAAAAAAUUUCCAAUCAUAGUACAAAUUGUACUAAUGAAGAAAUUAUUAAUUCAAUUAGCCAAAUAAAUAAUUAUAAUUAUGAUAAAAAUAUUUCUAUUACUGAAAAUUAUGCAUUAAAUGAAAAUAAUAGCAAUACUAAUUGUACUAACGAUAAUAUUAAUACUUCCAUACAAGUAUAUACAUGGACAACUAAAAAUAACUAUUUUGUUUAUUCUGACGAAAAAUCAAUUAUGGUUGGAGGUGGAGAUAAUUACGCACUAGUUAUUAACGAAGAUUUAUGCAAAGGGCAAACAAAUAGAAGUAAUACAUAUGAUAAUGAUUUGUUAACAUAUGAUGAAGAGUUUGAAAUUCAAUUUUUGCAAUUAUGGAUUUUUGAAGAUUAUUAA
Molecule: messenger RNA, 2757 nt
Organism: Plasmodium relictum
Lineage: Eukaryota; Apicomplexa; Aconoidasida; Haemosporida; Plasmodiidae
Product: TLD domain-containing protein
Exons: 2
Coding region: 1-2757 (918 amino acids)
Source: RefSeq, a predicted model, not a curated record